GUGAAUGAAGCAGGGAGCGUGGCAGAGGAUGAGGCAGGUGCUGUCAUAGAGAGACAAAUGCAGGCUGUUCCCCUUACUAGGAGGAGCAGGAGGAUACCCGUAGCAGCAGCAGUAGACAAUAUCCUCUGAGCAGGCAGUAAGGAUCAGUCAGGGAAUCCGCCUCUGGAAUUAUAUAAAUCCUGCCCACUCGCCCUCCCCCGUCCAUUCCUCGCCCAUCACAGUCAACUGCACAACUCAGCAACAGGCAGCGAGCAGCAGCAGCAGCAGGGAAGCAGCAACCCAACAACCCUUCUCCCUUCCCUUCCCCCUACACCAACACACACCACCCAACACUCUCUCUCUCUCCCAGCAAUGAGCGGCAUCCAACCGCCCAUCGUCACGGCCACCACCCACAACACAGACAGCGCACAGCGGGACUACCUCGCAGAGAAUGAAAAGGCAGCCCACCCAGCUGUCGGUGCCAACACCGCACCAGGAGCCCCAGCAGCCGCUCUCCCAGGCCACCACGACGAAGACGACGAUGAGGAGGACGACGAGGACAUGGACGAGCUGAUUGCUGAGCUCGAAUCUGCAGAUGGCGCAGAGGAAGAGGAGGAAGACGGCUCCGUUGCUGAUGGCGUCUCCGCAAAGCCAGUCCCCGAGGAGCUGCUCCAGACAGACACCCGCACUGGUCUCUCUGACUCUGAGGUGCUCAACCGUCGAAAGAAGUACGGUCUCAACCAGAUGAAGGAGGAGAAGGAAAACUUGAUCCUCAAGUUCCUUCACUUCUUUGUUGGUCCCAUUCAAUUUGUCAUGGAGGCAGCUGCCAUUCUCGCUGCCGGUCUCCGUGAUUGGGUCGACUUUGGUGUCAUUUGCGGUCUCUUGCUCCUCAACGCCUUUGUCGGUUUCAUCCAAGAGUACCAGGCCGGUUCCAUUGUCGAUGAGCUCAAAAAGACCCUCGCUCUCAAAGCCACUGUCCUCCGUAACGGCAACCUCAUCGACAUCGAAGCCCCCGAAGUCGUUCCAGGUGAUAUUCUCCAGCUCGAGGAAGGUACCAUUUGCCCAGCAGAUGGUCGUCUCGUCACCCAAGACUGUUUCCUCCAGGUCGACCAGUCUGCCAUGACUGGUGAGUCUCUUGCCGUUGACAAGCGUUGCGGCGACAACAUGUAUGGUUCCGCCGCUGUCAAGCGUGGUGAGGCCUUCAUGGUUGUUACUGCCACCGGUGACUCUACCUUUGUUGGUAAGGCCGCUGCACUCGUCAACAAGGCUUCCGGCGGUCAAGGUCACUUCACAGAGGUCCUCAACGGUAUCGGUACCAUUCUUCUCGUCUUGGUUAUCGUUACCCUCCUCGGUGUCUACAUCUCGGCCUUCUACCGCUCUACUCGUAUCGCUCUCAUCCUGGAGUACACCCUCGCCAUCACCAUCAUCGGUGUCCCCGUCGGUUUGCCCGCUGUUGUUACUACCACCAUGGCUGUCGGCGCUGCCUACCUUGCCAAGAAGCGCGCCAUUGUCCAGAAGCUCUCUGCCAUUGAGUCGCUUGCCGGUGUUGAGAUUCUCUGUUCCGACAAGACUGGUACCCUCACCAAGAACAAGCUCUCCCUUGCUGAGCCGUUCACGGUUGAAGGUGUGUCUGGUGAUGACCUCAUGCUUUGUGGAUGUCUCGCUGCUUCUCGCAAGAAGAAGGGUAUUGAUGCUAUUGACAAGGCUUUCCUCAAGUCCCUCAAGUUCUACCCUGGUCCCAAAUCUGUCCUUGCCAAGUACAAGCUCCUCGAGUUCUUCCCCUUCGACCCGGUCUCCAAGAAGGUUACUGCUAUUGUUGAAUCACCUGAAGGUGUGCGCAUGACCUGUGUCAAGGGUGCUCCUCUCUUUGUUCUGCGUACCGUUGAGGAAGACCACCCCGUUCCUGAUGAGAUCGGCAAUGCUUACAAGGACAAGGUUGCUGAGUUUGCAUCGCGUGGUUUCCGUUCCCUUGGUGUUGCUCGCAAGAUUGAAGGUCAAAACUGGGAGAUUCUUGGUAUCAUGCCUUGCUCUGACCCUCCUCGUCACGAUACCGGCAAGACCUGUAACGAAGCUGUUCGUCUCGGUCUCCGCAUCAAGAUGCUUACGGGUGAUGCUGUUGGUAUUGCAAAGGAAACGAUGAGGCAGCUCGGUAUGGGCACCAAUGUCUACAAUGCUGAACGUCUCGGUCUCGGUGGUGGUGGUGAUAUGCCUGGUUCGGAAGUGUACGACUUUGUUGAGGCUGCCGAUGGUUUCGCCGAGGUCUUCCCCCAGCACAAGUACAAUGUCGUUGAGAUUCUCCAACAGCGUGGAUACCUCGUUGCCAUGACGGGUGACGGUGUCAACGAUGCUCCCUCCCUCAAGAAGGCCGACACUGGUAUUGCUGUUGAAGGUGCUUCCGACGCUGCUCGUUCCGCCGCUGACAUUGUCUUCCUCGCUCCCGGUCUCGGUGCCAUUAUCGAUGCCCUCAAGACUUCCCGACAGAUUUUCCACCGCAUGUACGCAUACGUCGUGUACCGUAUCGCUCUCUCCCUCCACUUGGAACUCUUCCUCGGUCUUUGGAUCAUCAUCCUUAACCGUUCGCUUCAGCUCGAGUUGGUUGUCUUCAUUGCCAUUUUCGCCGAUGUGGCAACCUUGGCUAUUGCCUAUGACAAUGCACCAUACUCCAUGACACCCGUCAAGUGGAACUUGCCAAAGCUCUGGGGACUGUCUACCGUCCUCGGUAUUGUACUGGCUGUCGGAACGUGGAUUUGUCUUACAACUAUGUACGCUGGUGGUAUCGGUGUUAAGGAGGUUGGUUCAGGAAAUGGUUCGUUUGGUAUUGUUCAGAACUUCGGUGUUGUGGAUGAAGUCCUCUUCCUCGAAAUCUCCCUCACCGAGAACUGGCUCAUUUUCGUCACCCGUGCCAAUGGACCUUUCUGGAGCUCAUUGCCUUCUUGGCAAUUGGCUGGUGCUGUGUUCAUUGUCGAUGUGCUCGCUACGCUCUUCUGUCUUUUCGGUUGGUUUGUUGGUGGCAACACAUCGAUUGUGGCUAUCGUCCGCGUUUGGCUCUUCUCUCUCGGUAUCUUCUGCAUGAUGGCAGGUGUCUACUACCUCCUCUCAGAGUCCGUUGCAUUUGACGACACCAUGAACAGGCGAUCACCAAAGAGCAAGGCAGCCAAGUCGGGACGAUCACUCGAAGACUUUGUUGUUGCGUUGCAACGUGUUUCUACGAAGCACGAGAAGGACCACUAGACGGUCUCUUCUAUUCUCAAGCUCCAUUGCUUCAACCUUUCUUCUUUUUGCUACACUGUCUCACACUCUCUCUCUUUCCGUUGUAUCCUGAAACACAAAAAAAAGAACAACCCUAUUUCAUACAGCCUACUUCGUCAUUGACUAGAUGGACGUGUAAGGGACGAUCUUUCUUUUCACUUUUAGUAGACGACUGUCUUAGCAAUGCAUCCUAAUAAUACAAACCUCUGGCUUGCCCUUCACUGCCUCUUCCUUGCUUGUUGUGUGGUUGUUCGACGUCCA
Messenger RNA from Protomyces lactucae-debilis, 3489 nucleotides. RefSeq lists its product as uncharacterized. The record is from RefSeq and is a predicted model, not a curated record. Gene Ontology annotation, molecular function: ATP binding; P-type proton-exporting transporter activity; ATP hydrolysis activity. The transcript has 2 exons. Gene Ontology annotation, cellular component: plasma membrane. NCBI's taxonomy places the organism in Eukaryota, Fungi, Ascomycota, Taphrinomycetes, Taphrinales, Protomycetaceae. Gene Ontology annotation, biological process: proton export across plasma membrane; regulation of intracellular pH. The coding region runs from base 352 to 3210 and encodes 952 amino acids.